Messenger RNA from Phyllostomus hastatus (greater spear-nosed bat), 4903 nucleotides. RefSeq names its product calcium voltage-gated channel auxiliary subunit alpha2delta 2 (gene CACNA2D2). Bases 78 to 3584 code for a protein of 1168 amino acids. The record is from RefSeq and is a predicted model, not a curated record. Gene Ontology annotation, cellular component: voltage-gated calcium channel complex. Gene Ontology annotation, molecular function: voltage-gated calcium channel activity. NCBI's taxonomy places the organism in Eukaryota, Metazoa, Chordata, Mammalia, Chiroptera, Phyllostomidae. The transcript has 37 exons.
CUGCCGCCCGCCGCCCGCGCCCCCAGCCCGCCGCCGCCGCCUCCCUCUCCCCGCGGCGCCGCAUCUUGAAUGGAAACAUGGCGGUGCCGGCUCGGACCUGCGGCUCCUCCCGGCCCGGCCCGGCGCGGACCGCGCUACCCUGGCCCCGCCGCGGCCCCCGGCCCGGCCCUGGCGCGUCCGGGCCCCCGCGGCCGCUGUUGCUGCUCUUGCAGCCGCUGCUGCUGCUACCGCUGCUCGCCGCCCCCGGCGCCUCAGCCUACAGCUUCCCGCAGCAGCACACGAUGCAGCACUGGGCGCGGCGCCUGGAGCAGGAGAUCGACGGCGUGAUGCGGAUCUUUGGGGGCGUCCAGCAGCUCCGGGAGAUCUACAAGGACAACCGGAACCUGUUCGAGGUGCAGGAGAAUGAGCCUCAGAAGCUGGUGGAGAAGGUGGCCGGGGACAUCGAGAGCCUGCUGGACAGGAAGGUGCAGGCCCUGAAGAGAUUGGCUGAUGCUGCGGAGAACUUCCAGAAGGCCCACCGCUGGCAGGACAACAUCAAGGAGGAAGACAUCGUGUACUAUGACGCCAAGGCUGACGCCGAGCUGGAUGACCCCGAGAUCGAGGAUGUGGAGAGGGGGUCCAAGGUCAGCACCCUGAGGCUGGACUUCGUGGAGGACUCCAACUUCAAGAACAAGGUCAACUACUCGUACACAGCAGUGCAGAUCCCCACAGACAUCUACAAAGGCUCCACUGUCAUUCUCAACGAGCUCAACUGGACGGAGGCCCUGGAGAACGUGUUCACGGAGAACCGCAGGCAGGACCCCACGCUGCUGUGGCAGGUCUUCGGCAGCGCCACAGGAGUCACACGCUACUACCCGGCCACCCCGUGGCGAGCCCCCAAGAAAAUCGACCUGUAUGACGUGCGCAGGAGACCCUGGUAUAUCCAGGGGGCCUCGUCGCCCAAGGACAUGGUCAUCAUCGUGGACGUGAGCGGCAGCGUGAGCGGCCUGACCCUGAAGCUGAUGAAGACGUCCGUCUGCGAGAUGCUGGACACGCUCUCUGACGACGACUACGUGAACGUAGCCUCGUUCAACGAGAAGGCGCAGCCCGUGUCAUGCUUCACGCACCUGGUGCAAGCCAACGUGCGCAACAAGAAGGUGUUCAAGGAGGCCGUGCAGGGCAUGGUGGCCAAGGGCACCACGGGCUACAAGGCCGGCUUCGAGUACGCCUUCGACCAGCUGCAGAAUUCCAACAUCACCCGCGCCAACUGCAACAAGAUGAUCAUGAUGUUCACGGACGGCGGCGAGGACCGCGUGCAGGACGUCUUCGAGAAGUACAACUGGCCCAACCGCACGGUGCGCGUGUUCACGUUCUCCGUCGGGCAGCACAACUACGACGUGACGCCCCUGCAGUGGAUGGCCUGCGCCAACAAAGGUUACUAUUUUGAGAUCCCUUCCAUCGGCGCCAUCCGCAUCAACACGCAGGAAUAUCUAGACGUCCUCGGCAGGCCCAUGGUGCUGGCGGGCAAGGAGGCCAAGCAGGUGCAAUGGACCAACGUGUAUGAGGACGCGCUGGGGCUGGGGUUGGUGGUGACAGGGACACUUCCAGUAUUCAACCUGACGCAGGAUGGCCCCGGGGAAAAGAAGAACCAGCUGAUCCUGGGCGUGAUGGGCAUCGACGUGGCUCUGAAUGACAUCAAGAGGCUGACCCCCAACUACACGCUUGGAGCCAACGGCUACGUGUUUGCCAUUGACUUGAACGGCUACGUGUUGCUGCACCCCAACCUCAAGCCCCAGGUGAGCCAUGAGGGCGGCCUGGAGGGGGUGUACCCUAUGGUGGGGGGCACCCCUGACUCCUUGCCCCGCCUCUCACAGAGCAACUUCCGGGAGCCCGUGACCCUGGACUUCCUGGAUGCGGAGCUAGAGGAUGAGAACAAGGAGGAGAUCCGCCGGAGCAUGAUCGAUGGCAACAGGGGCCACAAGCAGAUCAGAACGUUGGUCAAGUCCCUGGACGAGAGGUACAUAGACGAGGUGACACGGAACUACACCUGGGUGCCUAUAAGGAACACCAACUACAGCCUAGGGCUCGUGCUCCCUCCCUACGGCACCUUCUACCUCCAAGCCAAUCUCAGCGACCAGAUCCUACAGGUCAAGUAUUUUGAGUUCCUGCUCCCCAGCAGCUUUGAGUCUGAAGGACAUGUUUUCAUUGCUCCCAGAGAGUAUUGCAAGGACCUGAACGCCUCUGACAACAACACCGAGUUCCUGAAAAACUUCAUUGAGCUUAUGGAGAAAGUGACCCCGGACUCCAAGCAGUGCAACAACUUCCUCCUGCACAACCUGAUCUUGGACACGGGCAUCACGCAGCAGCUGGUGGAGCGUGUGUGGCGGGACCAGGAUCUCAACACGUACAGCCUCCUGGCCGUGUUCGCUGCCACCGACGGCGGCAUCACUCGAGUUUUCCCCAACAAGGCAGCUGAGGACUGGACGGAGAGCCCCGAGCCUUUCAGCGCCAGUUUCUACCGCCGCAGCCUGGACAACCGCGGCUACGUCUUCAAGCCCCCGCACCAGGACACCCUGCUGAGACCCCUGGAGCUGGAGAACAACACGGUGGGCAUCCUUGUCAGCACAGCCGUGGAGUUCAGCCUAGGCGGGCGCACGCUGAGACCAGCAGUGGUGGGCGUUAAGCUGGAUCUAGAGGCCUGGGCUGAGAAGUUCAAGGUGCUGGCCAGCAACCGCACCCACCAGGACCAGCCUCAGAAGCAGUGCGGCCCCAGCAGCCACUGCGAGAUGGACUGCGAGGUCAACAAUGAGGACCUGCUCUGCGUGCUCAUUGAUGACGGGGGAUUCCUGGUGCUGUCGAACCAGAACCAUCAGUGGGACCAGGUAGGCAGGUUCUUCAGCGAGGUGGACGCCAACCUGAUGCUGGCGCUCUACAAUAACUCCUUCUACACCCGCAAGGAGUCCUACGAUUACCAGGCAGCCUGUGCCCCCCAGCCCCCAGGCAACCUGGGUGCUGCACCCCGGGGCGUCUUUGUGCCUACCAUUGCAGACUUUCUUAACCUGGCCUGGUGGACCUCAGCUGCGGCCUGGUCCUUGUUCCAGCAGCUUCUCUAUGGCCUCAUCUACCACAGCUGGUUCCAAGCAGACCCCGCGGAGGCCGAGGGCAACCCCGAGGCGCGCGAGAGCAGCUGUGUCAUGAAACAGACGCAGUACUACUUCGGGUCGGUGAACGCCUCCUACAACGCCAUCAUCGACUGUGGAAACUGCUCCAGGCUGUUCCACGCGCAGAGACUGACCAACACCAACCUCCUCUUCGUCGUGGCCGAGAAGCCGCUGUGCAGCCAGUGUGAGGCUGGCCGGCUGCUGCAGAAGGAGACGCACUCGGACGGCCCGGAGCAGUGCGAACUGGUGCAGAGACCAAGAUACCGGAGAGGCCCGCACAUCUGCUUCGACUACAACGCGACGGAAGAUACCUCAGACUGCGGCCGCGGAGCCUCCUUCCCGCCGUCGCUGAGCAUCCUGGUGUCCCUGCAGCUGCUGCUCCUCCUGGGCCUGCCUCCCGGGCCGCAGGCGCCAGUGCGCGCCCAGGCCUCGCGCCGCCUCUGAGCGCCCUCCCCGCCCCAGGCCUCUCGCUGUCCCCCACACCCUCACCUUAGGUCCUCGCCCGCGUCCUCCCGAGGGACCUGAACGCGCCGGGCCCCUGGAGUCUUAGCCUUGGACUUGGGGGUGGGGGAGUCCCACAGGAGAGCGCCGCAGGUCUUUGGCCCCCAAGCCACAUCUGCUGCUGAACUGUCAUAGUGUCCCCAGACCCCUCAUUCCCACUGGACUUGCCCACCCCCAGGGUUGGGACAGGGAAACCACAGUGCUGGUGCCAAACGAGGCCCCACUGCCCGGCCCGCCCCAGGCUCCCUUCCUGAGGGAGAACUAGGCCCCGCCCCAAGGGGGUUCCUCUGACUGGGCCCUCCACCCCACCUGGACCAAUCUGGGCUCCCUGGGAAGAAUGAAGGAAGCUGAGAAAGGCAGUUUGAGCCCUGUGCACCCCAGCUCACGUCUCCACGGGAGGGAGGCCCCGAGGCAGCCCCCCCGUGGGCUCCAGCUCCUCUCGGCCCAGACCCUCCCCACAAGCACUUCAGAUGUUAAGACAGCAACAGUGAAAGUGGCUCAGACACAACCCCGGGCACCCCUGGAGCCCCGAGGGCAGAGACUGGACCCACAGUGGACAGACACAUCCUGGAGGACACACAGACACAGACAUGCACGUGGUGGGGUGGAGGUGGGGCCCCCAACCCUUCCACAGGCGAGGGCUUGGUGGGAGGGCGGAUGCACACACCCACCUCCUGCUCACCGCGCCCCCCCCCCACCCGACCUGCAGCGCAGCUCAUCCUCCAUCUCUAAAGCUGAAUGUCAAUCAGUGCCAAAUCCUGGGGCAGGGGGCGAACACCUCUCUGCCCCACCCUAGCCGCCAGUGUCCCCUAAAUGCCCCCCACCCCAGGUGCUCAUUGUAACCCUUUAUCACUAGUGUCGGGCCCCAAGUGGGACCACGUGCCGCUGCCUGCGCCCCUGGGCAGGGGCACCCUCACUGGACAUCGCCCUUUGCCUUAGCGGGGUGACUUCGCUGCUCCCGGCCGGGCCGUCCCACCCCCAGUCGGGCCCUGGCACGCUCGGGCCUGCACCCACUUCCCCUCUCCUUCCCAUUCACACACACACACACACACACACACACUCCUUGUCCCCCGCUGGAGGCCAAACUGCUCCUCCCUGCUGAACUCUUGCACACACAUACACACACUCUGUGCACACACAGAGGCCAGGCCUGGGCACAUUUCUUCACACCAUCCAUUCUGGUCAUUUCCUCCAAAGGCAUCCAGCCUGAGGACUGGUUGGGGGGCUGAGGGCAGGGGGCUGUGGCCGCGGGGCUCAGGCGG